Molecule: messenger RNA, 1650 nt
Organism: Zalophus californianus (California sea lion)
Lineage: Eukaryota; Metazoa; Chordata; Mammalia; Carnivora; Otariidae
Gene: KREMEN2
Product: kringle containing transmembrane protein 2
Exons: 9
Coding region: 37-1425 (462 amino acids)
Biological process (GO): multicellular organism development; Wnt signaling pathway
Cellular component (GO): plasma membrane
Molecular function (GO): serine-type endopeptidase activity
Source: RefSeq, a predicted model, not a curated record
GCGGGGCCCGGGGCAACCGCUCUUUGGUUGGGGGCGAUGCAGACACGGGCCCCGCGGGGCUUCCUCCUUCUGCUCCUCUUCCUCCCGCUGCUGCCGCCACGCGGCGCCUCCGCCGGGAGCCUGCACGGCCCAGGCCUGUCCGAGUGCUUCCAGGUGAAUGGCGCCGACUACCGCGGCCACCAGAACCGCACGGGUCCGCGCGGGGCCGGCCGCCCGUGCCUGUUCUGGGACCAGACGCAGCAGCACAGCUACAGCAGCGCCAGCGACCCCCAGGGCCGCUGGGGGCUGGGCCCGCACAACUUCUGCCGGAACCCCGACGGCGACGUGCAGCCGUGGUGCUACGUAGCCGAGACAGAGGAGGGCAUCUACUGGCGCUACUGCGACAUCCCCACGUGCCACAUGCCCGGAUACCUGGGCUGCUUCGUGGAUUCGGGGGCACCCCCCGCCCUCAGCGGCCCCAGCGGCACCUCAACGAAGCUCACGGUCCAGGUGUGCCUUCGCUUCUGCCGCAUGAAGGGCUACCAGCUGGCGGGCGUGGAGGCUGGCUACGCCUGCUUCUGUGGCUCUGAAAGCGACCUGGACCGGGGACGCCCGGCCCCAGCUACCGACUGUGACCAGAUUUGCUUCGGCCACCCGGGCCAGCUGUGCGGCGGCGACGGCCGUUUGGGCAUCUACGAAGUGUCCGUGGGCUCCUGCCAGGGCAACUGGACCGCUCCUCAGGGCGUCGUGUACUCCCCGGACUUCCCGGACGAGUACGGGCCGGAUCGGAACUGCAGCUGGGCGCUGAGCCCGCCGGGCGCCGCGCUGGAGCUCACCUUCCGCCUCUUCGAGCUGGCCGACCCGCGCGACCGGCUGGAGCUGCGCGACGCCGCCUCGGGCAGCCUGCUCCGCGCCUUCGACGGCGCCCGCCAGCCGCCGCCCGGGCCUCUGCGCUUGCGCGCCGCCGCGCUGCUGCUCACCUUCCGCAGCGACGCGCGCGGCCACGCGCAGGGCUUCGCGCUCACCUACCGCGGGCUGCAGGACGCCACUGACGACCCGGUGCCCAAGGGCUCGGCGCAGACCCCCGCAGCGCCCCCCGACUGGGCCAACGUGAGCUGCAGCCCCCAGCCUGGGGCUCCGGAGGCCGCGAUGGGGGCCCGGGUCUUCUCGACGGUGACGGCCAUCUCGGUGCUGCUGCUGCUGCUGCUGUCGCUGCUGCGUCUGCUGCGCCGACGGAGCUGUCUGCUGGCUCCGGGGAAAGGCCCCCCGGCUUUGGGGCCUUCCCGGGGCCCCGGGAGAAGCUGGGCUGUGUGGUACCGCCGGCCUCGAGGGGUGGCCUUGCCCUGCCCUCCCGGGGACCCUCAGGCUGAGGGUCUAGCCGCGAGUUACCGGCCCCUGAGCGCCUCCAGCCAGAGUUCCCUGCGCUCGCUCAUCUCUGCUCUCUGACUUGGGACCCCCAGGGUCCAGUGGACCCUCCCCAGCGGGAUGGACACCUGAGACUUCAUACCGCACUCUGCAUUGACCUUCUGCCCCUGUAAGGGCAUCUCUGUCCCUGGUCAUCCGUGGAGGCCAGGCAUUGGACAGGAAGCAUCUGAUGCUGUUAGUGAGAACUUGGUCUGACACUCGGGGUCCAGAUGGUUGAGGCCAAAGGGCAAGAGGAAUCCCAGCUUC